Messenger RNA from Paramecium tetraurelia, 3807 nucleotides. RefSeq lists its product as uncharacterized. Lineage: Eukaryota; Ciliophora; Oligohymenophorea; Peniculida; Parameciidae. The record is from RefSeq and is a predicted model, not a curated record. The transcript has a single exon.
AUGAAUUUUAUAUUCUUUUUUAACAUAUUACUCCGGUAAAGCAUUUCCCUUGAAAUUACAUCUGAAGUAUAGACUCUUUACUAUUAUCCAGGGGAAAACAAAUACACUCCAGAACUUAGAUAUUACGUUCCAUUUGAGUAACAUUUAUUAGACUCAAAAGAUGCUCAAUUUAAUAUAGAAUUAAUGCAAGAAGUUAAAGUGGAGAAACAUCAUUUACCUUUUAUUUCGGAUUAAACUUAAUUAUACUACUUUCAAAAUAUAACAAGUGAAUAGGACAACAUGAUAAUGGUGUUGGAUAACUCAAACUUGUAUUGCUUAUAUUUAAUUAAAAAUUAUUUUUUGAAUUAAUAAUUAGUCAUUAUCCCACACUUUUGUAACAUUACCUUACCAUACCAAUCAUGCAGCAACCUAUUAUAAAUAAAGAAUUAAAUUAUUAUUAGUAAUUGCUAACUUAAUUCAAACUAGGUAGCCAUUUCUAUUAUUAAUUUUGAUGGUAAAGUAUUGGAUGAAAAGGUCUUUGAAAUUGAAUCUACUUGUAAAUUGCAAAUCUCCUAUGGGGAUUCGAUCUUAUUUAUCUAUUAUUAAAAUUGUAAUUCUGAUAAUUUCUAUAAAAUGGAAAUCGAUUAAGUAUCAUAUUAAUAUACCUCAUUCAAAAUUUAUGACAUUUCAAACAAGAAUGAUGAUAAAGUAAACUCUACUUACAAUUAAAUAGAGUAUAUCAAUAUCUGCAAUAAGUGGAGACAUAAUAUUCUUUAUAGCGAUAAAAUUGUGUAUUACAACUAGGAAAUUUUGAGUUAGCCUUACUUCUUGGAUUAGGUUAAUUCAACAAUAUUGAAGGAAUUUUUAUUUUGCAAAGGACAUCAAUUUAUUUUGUAUAUAGAUAAUGAUAGAUAGUAAUUGAAAUUUGAUGACUUUGAUUUAAAUGUUAAUUUUAGUCAUUAUAUAAAUUCUUUUUGGAUAGACAAAAUUUUAGUUUUGCAUCGUAAAGAUUAAAUAAUUGCUAUAAUAAAUGAUUAAAUACAACAGAAAAUAGACAUAACCAUUUCUUAAUUGGUGCCAAUAAUUAAUUCUACUUAUAUCUUUGGACUUUACUAAGGACAAUUAAGGCUAUUUAAAAUGUAACCUCCAACGCAUUACCAUUCAUUUAAUGUUUCAUAGAAAAUAAUAUAUUUGAUUUUUUAAAGACUUUACAACCUAUUUUAAUUCAACUUAGGGUAAUUGAACAUAGAAGUACUAAAUGAAAGUGAGCCUAGAAUAAUGGUUAAUAAAUAAGAUAUUAAUAUUUUUUAACUCACAACUGAAGAAAUCUGCUUGGAAUAAGCUUAAAUAUCAAAAAAUUUGCCGAUAAAUAUAAAGGCUAUUAAAGAAGGUGGAAAAUCUUAUUCAAUUAAGUCUCAAAACACAGAGGCAUACUUCAUGAAUUUUGAUGAAGACUCAAAAAUAUUGCAUUUUUAGAAAUUAAAUGAUUUAACAAACGUUUUGAUAUCAAUUUAAUCCAAUAAUUUAGUCAAUUUAGUGUUUUGCAAAUUUGGUAAAGUUAUAUAAAAAUAUAAAAUAAAAAUACUGCCAAAUUAUAUUGAUAUUAGCAUAUUUUAAAAAACAAAUAUCCUGAUCUUUAGUGAGGAUUGCAUUCAAUAUUAUAAGAUUGAAAAUCCAGCAUAAAUUUUAUAAAAAUAGAUUCCAUAAAUAAAGAAAAUAAUAAAAGUGAAUAAUUAUCACAACGAAAUUGUUAUUUUGUAUGAUGAUUGUAGCAAAUCAAACCUACUCUGGAUUUUUGAAAAUAACCUUAUAAUAAGAGAAUAAAAAUAUUAAUCCUAUAAUUGUACUUAAACAUAAUUAAUUAAUUUGUUUAGUUUUGAAAAUGAAAUUAUCUAUAGAUCUACUUGGAUAGAGAAGUAUGUGUAGGAAGGGAAAGUGGUGAAGAUUUUGGAAGAUGUAGAGUAGAGUCUAUAUCUAGUAAUUGUAGAAGUAGGAAAUAGAUUGAUACUCAAAUUUUUUCGCUAUUUUAAAAAUGACUUCACUUUUAUGUACAAUGUUCCUGCCUACAAUUUUAUAUUUGAACUUUCUGCCACUUAUAAAUUCCAAAGCGGUUAUUUGAUGCUAAAUGCCAAAAAUUAAGGUAAAACGUUUUUGCUAGUAUAUUAUUUAAAAAAUUAAGCCAUUAAUUCUCUAAUAUAUGUUACUGAAAUUGAUUCGUCGCCCUAAUUUUUUUCAUACUAUGAUAUAGGCAGCAAAAAAAUAGCAUUUUUAAGAGAUAGAAAAUUCUAAUUUAGUAUUUUACAUUAGAUUUGUAUGAAUUACACUUUUACUCAAUAAGGUAGCAUCAUAUAGGUUAAAUAAGUCUCGUUGGUUUUAAACACACUUAUCAAUAAUUUGACUACCUUCCUAGACGUGAUGAUUUUUAGUUUAUAUAGAGAUUACUCGCUUAGUUUAUUGAAUUAGAAGAUGAGAAUUAUAAAAAAUUAAGAUCUUAUUGAUUGGAAUUCGAUCACAGGAAAUAUUGUAAAUUUUAAAGUUUAAUCAUCUUAAAAUAUUACCAUAAAUGUACCUCUGAAUAUUACAUAAGAGUACUUUUCAUGUUUAUAUUUUGAAUCUAAUAUUUGUUUAAGAGAUAAAUAUACAAUUGAAAUAAAAUCUCUUAACAUAAAAAAUUGUUUUACGUUUUAAAUUACUGAUAGCUAAAUUAAAAAGAUUGUUUUUAAUUAAGAAUCUCUCACCUAUUCAAUCUUUUCGAAUGAAAUUAAUUUUGUCUAAAAAUUUAUAGUAUAAGUGAACAAAGAUAAGCCAGAUGAAUUUACACUAAUCAAAUUGGAACUAUCUACACAAUUAAUUGAUUAGGUUUGGAAGAUAAAAGGGAUCAAGGAAAUUGAUGUAAUUUUUAUGUCAAACAAAUUAGAUGUAUUCAUGUAUUACAACAACUGCUAAAUAUUUGGUUUGUUUAACAAUCUUGCUGUUUAUUACCUAUUUGAUGGAGCUUAGCUAUCAAAUAAUAUAUAUUUAUUUUUACAUUGGAACUACUCAUAUAUUUAAAUAUCAGUUGUUUCAUUUAAUAAUAUUUAAUUAGGUUCAUAAUGUUAAUUGAAGUGGGAUAUUAUAUAGUAUCAUGAUAUUAAAAUUUAAAAAAAAAUCGAAAAAAUAUACUCACAUCAUUUUCAUAAGGAAUUAAAGUAGCUAUAGAUCAUUAAUUUAGAAAAAAGGGAAGACUUAUUUUUCAUUAAGAUUGCUUUGAUUUAUAAGCAUUACUUUACUUUAUUAUAUGAAGUUUCCUUCAAUCAAGUUAGUUAUGAUAAUCUAGUAAUUGAAUCAUAUCGAUUUCUAAGAUAUGAAUUCAACACUCUAUUUUUGGAUUUACUUUACGCAGAUAAUAAUUUCUUAGUUUUGACACUCUAAAAGGACUCCUAAGAAUAUAUUCAUGUGUAUGAUAUCAAAGGGGAUAUGAAGUAUAAAGAUUACUUGGAUAGUAUUUAGAGAAUAGAAUCAUUUAAGUAUAAAAAGAUAGAGAAAUUUAACGAAUCUCAUUAUGUUAUUUAUAGUGCGAAUAGUGGUGGAGUCUACUUUAUGACUUUAAAUCCAUUUAAAAUAGAGUGUUAAGGUCAAUGCAAUGAAACAGCAAAUUUAAUACUCACUAAUGAUGUAUCAAGCUUAAGUUUAGAAAUAUAAUUUAAAAAUUCGUCACUUUUUAAUGUUGAAUUUACAAUCAAAUCAGAAAUCCUUCUAGCUAAUCUGAUAUUUAUCUUGAUUAUGUUGAAACUAGAAAAAAGAGCAAAAGAAAUUUAAGUAAACCAGUAUAAGAUAGGAAUUGAAUGA